AUGUGUGACUUGGAGCUUUGGCUCCUCCCACUUGGUUUGUGAACUCCCUGCCAGACUUCCUGAAGUGAAACACAUCCCAGCUGAGCGUGUGAGCUCAUUCUGUCCUGUGACAGAGCAGCGCAGAGGGAAGACACAGACCGAAGGGACCCGGGAUUCCUGUUGUACUUAAUGCGCUGCACCAUUCUGCUUUGGGAGUUGUUUUACACCCUUUUUAUGACUUCUCUUAUGUAAAUACACAGUAAAUAUCUCUCAGGUAUUUAUUACCCCAGGUGUGAGACAGAGAUCAGUUUGACUGCUUCUCUAACAGCAGUCCCUUGUGACUAUAUAUGGUUACAGGUAAAGUGGGAGUUAAAAUCGUAUUACAGACCGGGCUCUGUGUCUCAUGUGUUUUCAUUCCGAUUUAGUUUUAUAUACCCUAUAACCAGGACUACUGGCCACAGCUAGCCAAAUCUGCUUAUGGGAAGGAAGCUGCCAGAGCAAGGUACUGACCUACUGUAGGACGGCUAACCAUGAUCACCGGGACGAUCACUAGCCUGCAUGUUACUGAUGUCCGCUUCCCAACCUCCCUGGAUCAGCAUGGCUCCGAUGCUAUGCACACAGAUCCCGAUUACUCUGCUGCCUACAUUGUGAUAGAAACUGAUGCUGCUGAUGGUUUAAAAGGACAUGGAUUAACUUUCACUUUAGGAAAAGGCACAGAAAUUGUGGUGUGUGCUGUGAGAGCCCUUUCCAGGCACGUUAUUGGAAAAGCACUUGGAGACAUUGUUAACAAUUUCAGGGACUUUUACCGCCAACUUACAAGUGAUGGGCAACUUAGAUGGAUUGGGCCCGAAAAAGGAGCUGUUCAGCUGGCUACUGCUGCUGUCUUGAAUGCUGUGUGGGAUUUAUGGGCUAAGAAAGAAAAGAAGCCUUUGUGGAAGCUGUUAGUCGACAUGGACCCACAUCAGUUGGUAUCUUGCAUUGACUUCAGGUACAUCACAGAUGCACUGACUGAGGAAGAAGCACUUGAAAUUCUUCAAAAUGGAAAACAAGGACAAAGAGAUAGAGAAGAACAUAUGUUGAGAAGUGGAUACCCUGCCUAUACUACAUCAUGUGCCUGGUUAGGUUAUUCAGAUGAACAGUUAAAAAAGCUGUGCUCGGAUGCACUUAAAGAAGGCUGGACAAGGUUCAAGGUAAAAGUUGGUGCAGAUCUGAAAGAUGACAUUCGGAGAUGUGAGCUUAUUAGAGGCAUGAUUGGACCUGACAACAUAAUGAUGCUUGAUGCAAACCAGAGGUGGGAUGUGCAAGAAGCUAUCUCUUGGGUGAAAGACCUAGCUAAAUAUAAACCAUUAUGGAUUGAGGAGCCAACAUCACCAGAUGACAUCCUUGGACAUGCAACUAUUUCAAAGGCAUUAUCUCCACUGAACAUUGGUGUUGCCACAGGAGAGCAGUGCCACAACAGAGUAAUGUUUAAGCAGUUUCUCCAAGCGAACGCGCUACAGUAUCUUCAGAUUGACAGCUGCAGACUGGGGAGCGUGAAUGAAAAUUUGUCUGUUCUGCUGAUGUCAAAGAAAUUCAACGUUCCCGUUUGCCCACACGCCGGGGGUGUUGGUCUCUGUGAACUGGUGCAACAUCUCAUAUUGUUUGAUUAUAUUUCUGUGUCAGGAAGCCUGGAUAACAGGAUGUGCGAGUAUGUAGAUCACUUACACGAACACUUUAUGUAUCCUGUGAUAAUCAGCAGAGCUGCCUACAUGCCCCCAAAGGAUCCUGGAUACUCAACAGAAAUGAAAGACGAAUCUGUGCUGCAGUACCAGUUCCCAGAUGGAGAAAUCUGGCAGAAACUCAUUUUAGAGAAGAAGGUGGAGGCUUGAAAGUAAUGUUUUCAUUUCAUUCAAGUUCAAUAGCAUUUCUCCAAAAUGCAUAAUCUAAUGCAUUUCCUUUAAAAAAAACAUCCUAAUCCAAAUGCAGAGAUAUCUUGCUCUACUAACCAUAUUAUGCUCUUUAUGAAGUCACACUGUUAUAUGAAUUUAUCGGAAUCUGCUUUGUAAAUCUUUGAAAGUUUAAAUAAUUAAAAAAAAAAAUUGAUUCACUGGUUA
This is a messenger RNA of Xenopus tropicalis (tropical clawed frog), 2072 nucleotides long. RefSeq names its product enolase superfamily member 1 (gene enosf1). NCBI's taxonomy places the organism in Eukaryota, Metazoa, Chordata, Amphibia, Anura, Pipidae. Gene Ontology annotation, biological process: carbohydrate catabolic process. The transcript has 16 exons. Bases 510 to 1847 code for a protein of 445 amino acids. The record is from RefSeq and is a predicted model, not a curated record. Gene Ontology annotation, molecular function: L-fuconate dehydratase activity.